CAACACUGCAUCCUUACGCAUGUCUAUCUCCCUCCACCAAUAAUUCAACAUCCCCACCAGUCACUCUCUUUAUAAGACAUAACCCCAAUCCUUCUUUGUUUUGUCUGUUAUACCACAAUGGCUCUCUGGCUCUCCCCCCUCCUCCGUUUCCGUCUCACAGCCCAGUGGCCUCUCGUCAUCUUUGCCACCACUUGGACCAUGCUUCUCACUUUCACGGUGGCCGUCGCCUCAUUCUCGCCGGAGGCUGCUUUCGUUUUGGCCAUUUCCCCCUCUUCCUCCUUCUCCAGCAAGUGCAAGAUUGAGUCCUCCAUUAGAGUGCCCUUGGAUGUUCCGGGAGACAUCCUCUGUUUUCCUCCUCACCUCUUUACUAAGUCCAAGAUUGAUUUCCUUGUCCCGCCCGUGUUUGCCGCCGUCAUUGUCGCUGCUUCUGCUUGUCUUGUUCGGGCCCUGGGGCUGUGGCAGCAUGAUCCAACCCCUUGACUUCUGUAUCACUUGACUCUUCCUUCUGAAUUACUUUUUAGGUAUAUCAGAUUAAGGUGCUGUACAUAUUCUUCGUUAUAAUUACAUCGUUUGCCCCCGUUAGUGCAAUAAAAUACUAGAUUGAUCUGAUUGUCCCUUUCCCAGCUGUAAUAUGUAUCAGAUUACUCGUUCAGAAUUAGAUUAGAUAGAUUUAAGGCACACGGUUUACUGAUAUCGAUUACCAAGUCCUUUAAUAAAACACCCAAUGGCAGAAAUUUACAUUUUUCCC
This is a messenger RNA of Prosopis cineraria, 748 nucleotides long. RefSeq lists its product as uncharacterized. The coding region runs from base 118 to 480 and encodes 120 amino acids. The record is from RefSeq and is a predicted model, not a curated record. The transcript has a single exon. Lineage: Eukaryota; Viridiplantae; Streptophyta; Magnoliopsida; Fabales; Fabaceae.